Molecule: messenger RNA, 396 nt
Organism: Funneliformis mosseae
Lineage: Eukaryota; Fungi; Glomeromycota; Glomeromycetes; Glomerales; Glomeraceae
Source: the annotation of a GenBank genome assembly
AUUAAAAAAUAUGGUAAACCGGAAUGUGUAUUUUGCAAUCCAGUACUUCUUCCUCCAGAUAUUUUUAAAGAAGUCUAUUGGAUACCAGAUUCACAAAAAUCUAGUGAUUGUCUAAGUAAGCAAUCUAAAAAAGACAAAAAGGAAUAUGCACUUCAAGGGAUACUUGAACAAAAAGAUUUGGAAAUUUUAUUUGAACAAUAUGACUAUACCUGUGGAUCAAAAUUACUUUCAGAAUCCCAUUCUUUCUAUAAUACUGUAUUUGUUAAAGUAAAUUUGACAUGUGAAUCUCAAAUUAAACAAUUGUAUUAUUCUUCAAAAGUGGCACAUAAAGAUAUUUGUAUUUUUUGUGAAGAGGAUGAUUUAGCAGAAAAACCAGAAAAUUUGGAACAAAAGUGA